AUGGGAAAAGAAAAAUUUCAUACCAUUGCCUUUUACAUGUUGCUUCCAAAUUCCAAGACAGACAUUUACUUGUUUGUUUUCUCUCCCUUAGGAUUUGUGCGUCUGGUUGGAGGAUAUGGACCUUGCUCUGGGCGAGUGGAAGUGAAUUCUGGAGGAGGAUGGACUCCAGUAUCUGAUGGGAAUUUCACAUCACCCACAGCCCAGGUCAUCUGUGCAGAGCUGGGGUGUGGCAAGGCUGCAUCUGUCCUGGGGAACCUGCCCCUUAGAGAGGAUAGUGAACAGGUCUGGGCUGAAGAGUUCCAGUGUAAGGGACAGGAACUUGCACUCUGGUUCUGCCCCAGAGAACCCUGUCCUGGAGGCAACUGCCCUCACAGAGGAGCUGUGCAUAUUGUCUGCUCAGAAUACACAGAAGUCCAACUCAUGAAAAAUGGCAGCUCUCAGUGUGAGGGUCAAGUGGAGAUGAAGACCUCUGGAGGCUGGAGAACACUCUGUGCCUCCCACUGGAAUAUGGCCAAUGCCAAUGUUGUCUGUCAUCAGCUGGGCUGUGGAGUCGCCAUCUCCACCCCAAAAGGAGAGUACUUUGUGGAAGGAGGAGAUGAGAUCUGGAGAGACCAAUUCCACUGCUCAGGGUCUGAGUCCUUCCUGUGGAAUUGCCCUGUGACUGCCCUGGGUGUUUCUGCCUGUGCCCAUGGAAACACAGCCUCUGUGGUCUGCUCAGGAAACCAGACCCAGCUGCUGCCCCAGUGCAACGACUCCUGGUCUGACCCAGCAGGUUCUACAGCCUCAGAGGGCCACACUGCCAACUGCUCAGACAGAAGACAGCUCCGCCUGGUGGAUGGGGACAGUCGCUGUGCAGGGAGAGUGGAGAUCCUGCAGCAGGGCUCCUGGGGCUCCAUCUGUGAUGACAGCUGGGACCUGAAUGAUGCCCAUGUGGUGUGCAGACAGCUGGGCUGUGGAGUGGCCCUGGAGGCCACCAUCUCUGCUCACUUUGGAGAGGGAUCAGGGCCCAUCUGGCUGGAUGAGCUGAACUGCACAGGAGAGGAGGCCCAUGUGUGGCAGUGCCCUUCCCAGGGCUGGGGGCAGCAUGACUGCAGGCACAAGGAGGAUGCUGGGGUCAUCUGCUCAGAGUUCGUGGCCCUCAGGCUGGUGAGCGAGGACCAGGAGUGUGCUGGGUGGCUGGAGGUUUUCUACAACAACACCUGGGGCAGUGUCUGCCACAGCCCCAUGGAAGCUGUGACCUUGUCCGUGAUCUGCAGACAGCUUGGCUGUGGGGACAGUGGGACUCUGGAUUUCUUUGUUCCUCUCAGGGAAGGUUCUAGACCCCGCUGGGUGGAUGGAAUCCACUGUCGGAAAACUGAUAUCUCUCUCUGGCAGUGUCCUUCUGACCCCUGGAAACAGAGAUCUUGCUCUCCAAAGGAGGAAGCUCAUAUCACAUGUGCAGGAAAUCGACCCAAGAGCUGUCCAGCCACUGCUCCCUGCACAGACAAAGAGAAGCUCCGACUCAGGGGAGGAGACAGCGAGUGCUCAGGGCGAGUGGAGGUUUGGCAUGAAGGCACCUGGGGCACUGUGUGUGAUGACUCCUGGAGCCUGGCAGAGGCUGAGGUGGUGUGUCAGCAGCUGGGCUGUGGCUCUGCCCUGGAUGCACCAGGGGAGGCUGCAUUUGGCCCUGGAAAUGGAAGCAUCUGGCUGGAUGAGGUGCAGUGCAGGGGCAGGGAGCCCUCCCUGUGGGCCUGUGCUGCAGCACCCUGGGGACAGAGUGACUGCAAGCAUGAGGAGGACGCUGGUGUGAGGUGCUCUGGUGAAAGAACUAGAGUUUCUCCCAAAUCUAGAAGCACCAGUUCAGUCUCAACCCCUGUCCCUGGUAUCUCCUCCUUACCUGGAAUCCUUUGCAUCAUCCUGGGAGCCCUUCUCUUCCUGGUCCUUAUCAUCCUUGGGAUUCAGCUGCAUAGAUGGAGAACAGAGCGCCCAGACUUAUCUACUUUUGAAGAUGCUGUUGAUGAGGCCCUGUACCAGGAGAUAGAUUACCUCAUGAAUCCAGAGAACGAGGACCUGCAGGACAGCCCAGGAAAUCUGUCUGAUGACUCAGCGACUAAGUUGUCAUAUUACACAGGGCACCAUGAGGAGAAUGGAGACCCUGAAUCUUCCCCAGAACAACUGGGACAGCAUGUCAGUGUCACAGGAUAUGGUUAUGAUGAUGUUGAAGAGUUAACUGCUUCUGAAAUUACUUCUGUCCCUGGGAUGAGUGAGAAGUAUUUUUUCCUAGAAAAGGGAGGAGGUGCUAGGUAUUCUUAUUCAGGCACCUCUCCUUAGUCUCCCAGAGAAGCUGUCAACUCUAGCAUGGAAGGGACAGGAUCCUCCCUGUUCCUGGGACAAGAACACCCUGGCUAUGAUGAUAUUGAGCUUGCUGCCAUUUAGUUCUAUUUUUUGGAGCAAUCAAAUCCUCAGAGAACUCAUUGUGAUAUUGUUUCCCAAAACAAAAGAGAAUUCUGUCUUCUUCAUUACUGUAUAGAUUGUACAUUUACCUACGAUGGAAGAAAAUUAUUCAUAAUAAAUGAU
Messenger RNA from Marmota flaviventris (yellow-bellied marmot), 2556 nucleotides. NCBI's taxonomy places the organism in Eukaryota, Metazoa, Chordata, Mammalia, Rodentia, Sciuridae. The record is from RefSeq and is a predicted model, not a curated record.